AUGUACCCCGGCUCUGCGGUGUCUGAAUCUAUAAGUGCUGACACUCCUAUUGAGUCUCCAUCAACACCCGUGGCGUUUAUCGCACGCUUACGCACUCCGACGGUUGCGGUUGAUCCAAAGCUGACGGCACAGCUGCAGCAGCAGACCAAACAGCUCGAGGAGCAGGACGUGAUGAUCACGACGCUGAACGAGCAACUGACACACUGUGAGAGUGACCUGCAGGCGCACAUGGACCGCGUCGCAAUGCCCGAGUCGUGA
This is a messenger RNA of Sparassis crispa, 258 nucleotides long. RefSeq lists its product as hypothetical. The transcript has a single exon. The coding region runs from base 1 to 258 and encodes 85 amino acids. NCBI's taxonomy places the organism in Eukaryota, Fungi, Basidiomycota, Agaricomycetes, Polyporales, Sparassidaceae. The record is from RefSeq and is a predicted model, not a curated record.